Molecule: messenger RNA, 1803 nt
Organism: Knipowitschia caucasica
Lineage: Eukaryota; Metazoa; Chordata; Actinopteri; Gobiiformes; Gobiidae
Source: the annotation of a GenBank genome assembly
AUGUCUAAAGGCCAAGGACAGCUGGAAUCGGCGGAGGGGCCCCAAACCACAGGAUCAGUGGGACUACAGACGCUGCUGGAUCUGCUCGUAGGGGUCUAUCAAGAGUUCUGCACGUCGCCUUUUGUGAGGGAGAAGUAUGUGUCUGGAUUUCUGCAAUGGGCGGAGCCUCUAGUUCAACAAGUGAAGAGAACCAGGAUCAAGAGGGAGGACUUCCACAUCCUGAAGGUGAUCGGACGGGGAACGUUCAGUGAGGUGGCCGUGGCCCGGAUGCGCAGCUCUCAGCAAGUCUACGCUCUGAAGAUCAUGAACAAGUGGGACAUGCUCCAGAGAGGAGAGCAGACGGCGUGUUACCAGGAGGAGAGGGAGGUGCUGCUCAGAGGAGACCGGCGCUGGAUCACAGAGCUGCACUAUGCCUUUCAGGACGACAACUAUCUGUACCUGGUGAUGGACUACUAUGUGGGUGGUGACCUUCUGACUCUGCUCAGUAAGUUUGGAGACCGACUUCCUGAAGACAUGGCUCAGUUUUACUUGGCUGAGAUGGUCCUGGCCAUCGACUCUGUUCACCGACUGGGAUAUGUGCACAGGGACAUCAAACCAGACAACAUUCUGCUAACUGCAGAUGGACACAUCCGACUGGGGGACUUCGGCUCGUGUCUGCGUCUUUCUGAGGACGGCCUGAUCCAUUCGACAGUGGCGGUGGGGACCCCAGAUUACCUGUCCCCUGAGAUCCUGAGGGCCAUCGAGGGUGGAGGGGGCUACGGCUGUGAGUGUGACUGGUGGGCUCUGGGAGUCUGUGCCUACGAGAUGCUGCUGGGCUCCACUCCUUUCUACGCUGAGUCCAUCACAGAGACGUACGCUAAGAUUAUACAUUUUCAGGAGUACUUUGAAUUCCCCCCAUCUGGCGCGCAGCUUUCGGACAGGGCCCACUUGUUGGUCACGGAUCUCAUCAGCGAGCGGGACGUCCGGCUGGGCAGGAGGGGGGCCGGGGACUUCAGGACACACCCCUUCUUCAGCGGAGUGGACUGGAGCGCGCUACACAAGGCCACCGCGCCAUACAAGCCCGAAGUGACCAAUCCCACCGACACAUCCAACUUUGACGUGGUGGACGACUGCCUGAGUGAAAUGGAGACCCUCUCAGACGUGAUGGACCGGGCUCCUCUGGGGGUGCACCUGGCCUUUGUUGGAUACUCCUACACCGCCACCAGCCAGACGGGGGCCAUGGACCGCAGUGAAGACAUCCUGCUGCAGAUGGACCACACGCGCCUCAGGGAGUGUGAGAAGAUGCACAACACUGACAAACUGAGGCAUUUAUGGCAGCUUCGGGGUUCUCUGCCUGACAACCUGAACGUCCUGCUGCAGCUGCCUUUGUCUCUGGGACCCAGCUCUCCGGUCAGCCCCACUGUCUCCACCGUGUCCACUGCUCUGUCCACCACUGUGUCCACUCAAACCACAGAGAGUGAGGAGGACAUCCACAUAUCUGCUGUUCAGAAGGACUUGCACAGGCGUCUGGAGGAGGCCCACAGGAAGUGUGGAGAGCUGGAGCAGGAGCUGGACAGGCUCCGAGGAGAGCUCCAGGACUGGAGGAGCGCCAAGGCCACAGGCGAGACGCACACACACCCACACACAGAGCUGCCUGUCCACUGUAUGGAUGUACCUGCAUAUCGGAGAGGGCCCCCUGUCUGCCACUACCCACUGGUCAUCCCUGUCCACAGGCACAUGCUGCUCUUUCACAGGGUCCACCGGCCUCAGGUGAGGAAAUCUGCCGCUUCCCACCUCUGCACCUUCUCCACCGACUCCCACUGA